AUGGGCCUUGACGUUCGUUCUAUACUUUUGCGACGAGAUUGUUCUGCUGGCAGUGACAGUCCUGAGUGCGAGAAGCCGGUCAGUAAGCUUUUGAUGAACGCCGUACCGACGGCUAUCUUGGGAUUUGUCGUCGUAACCGCCCUUGUCGUGCUCGUCGUUCUUUCGAGACGAAGGAAGCAACUGGAUGCCCUGGAGGAUGUUAAGGCCCGUAAUUAUGAUAUUGAGAUCGAUGAUGAUUAUGACCCCCCAGCACGCCCCGGCGACAAAAAGCAGCCGACAGUCCGCAUGGUCCCAGUUUCGUCGCAAGGAUGGAGACCUCCUCAGAUAACAGUGCCACUCCCAACCGCAUCAACAGGCCGGGAUCCAGCCCGGACCCCCAGAAUGAUGGAUACCGAGUUCGAUAAAAGCCCCUACUAUCACGCCAACCUGGAUUCAGCGCCCAAACCCGAGCCAGAAAUCAGCCCAGAGGCUAUCGCGAAGAUGGCACAGACAGAGAGACACAUGCUAUGA
This is a messenger RNA of Paecilomyces variotii, 510 nucleotides long. RefSeq lists its product as hypothetical. The coding region runs from base 1 to 510 and encodes 169 amino acids. The transcript has 2 exons. Lineage: Eukaryota; Fungi; Ascomycota; Eurotiomycetes; Eurotiales; Thermoascaceae. The record is from RefSeq and is a predicted model, not a curated record.